AGCGGAGCAACUGCUGUGGUGCAAGCUGCCUAUUGUAUCCCGAAAAAGGAGAAGGUGGCAAUUAAACGAAUCAACCUUGAGAAAUGUCAGACCAGCAUGGAUGAGCUUCUGAAAGAAAUUCAAGCCAUGAGCCAGUGCCAUCACCCGAACAUUGUAUCUUACUACACAUCAUUUGUGGUGAAAGAUGAGCUCUGGCUGGUGAUGAAGUUACUUAGUGGAGGGUCUGUCCUGGAUAUUAUAAAGCACAUUGUGGCAAAAGGAGAGCACAAGAAUGGAGUCCUGGAUGAACCUUGUAUCGCUACGAUUCUUAGGGAGGUGCUGGAGGGGCUGGAAUACCUGCAUAAGAACGGACAAAUCCAUAGGGAUGUGAAAGCAGGAAAUAUUCUUCUUGGAGAAGAUGGCUCGGUGCAGAUUGCAGACUUUGGUGUUAGCGCGUUCUUAGCCACCGGUGGUGAUAUUACCAGAAAUAAAGUGAGAAAAACCUUUGUGGGCACGCCUUGUUGGAUGGCGCCGGAAGUCAUGGAACAGGUCAGAGGUUACGAUUUCAAGGCCGACAUCUGGAGUUUUGGAAUCACUGCUAUCGAGCUAGCUACGGGGGCCGCUCCGUAUCAUAAAUACCCACCAAUGAAGGUGUUAAUGCUGACACUACAGAACGAUCCACCUUGUUUGGAGACUGGAGUGCAAGAUAAAGAAAUGCUGAAAAAGUAUGGGAAAUCGUUUAGGAAGAUGAUUUCCUCGUGCCUGCAGAAGGACCCGGAGAAAAGACCAACAGCUGCUGAACUUUUAAGACACAAAUUUUUCACGAAAGCAAAGAAUAAAGAAUUUCUACAAGAAAAGAUGUUGCAGAGAGCACCAACAAUUACUGAACGAUCCAAAAAGGUCCGGCGAGUCCCUGGUUCCAGCGGGCGGCUUCAUAAGACUGAGGAUGGCGGCUGGGAGUGGAGUGAUGAUGAACUAGAUGAAGAAAGCGAGGAAGGCAGAGCGGCAAUUUCACAGCUCAGGUCCCCCAGAGUGAAAGAAUCAUUACAGAAUUCUGAGCUGUUCCCAUCAGCCGAGCCCACCGGUCCUUUACUCCACGUUCCAGCACAGACCCCUGCUCAACUACCUCAGGCAGCAGGACAAGCACCUGCACAACCUUCUCAAGUUGCUGCUCCUCCACCUACUCAGGCUCCCGCAGCAGCUCCAGCAGCGGGGCAGGUACCACCUGCUCCUGUUCCAGCCCCAGCACAGGAGGAUACAAACGUCCCAAUCAGUCUUGUACUAAGGUUAAGAUACUGCUGACGGUGUGUCCCAGGAACUCAUCUCGGCUGGUCUUGUGGAUGGCAGAGAUCUAGUCAUAGUUGCAGCUAAUUUGCAGAAAAUCGUGGAAGAGCCCCAGGCAAACAGAUCCGUCACUUUCAGACUGGCAUCUGGCGUCGA
Messenger RNA from Alligator sinensis (Chinese alligator), 1419 nucleotides. RefSeq names its product oxidative stress responsive 1 (gene OXSR1). Gene Ontology annotation, molecular function: ATP binding; protein kinase activity. The coding region runs from base 97 to 1281 and encodes 394 amino acids. Gene Ontology annotation, biological process: protein phosphorylation. NCBI's taxonomy places the organism in Eukaryota, Metazoa, Chordata, Crocodylia, Alligatoridae. The record is from RefSeq and is a predicted model, not a curated record. The transcript has 16 exons.